GUCGUGAAGGUGAUCCGCACGUCCGGGAUGUGCAUCCUGCGGCAGCUCCGCCUCGAGGAGGCGCUCCUUCGCGUCUCGAGCGAAAACUACUGCGUCGUGAACGACGGCGCGAAAUCCCCCGCGGUCGUGCUCGGCAUCUCCGGCAAGCCGCACGCUCUGUUGGACGUGGAGGCCGCGCAGAGGGACGACCUGACGGUGAUCAAGCGGUUCAGCGGCGGCGGCACCGUGAUCGUGGACGGCGACACGCAGUUCGUGACGCUCGUGAUGAACCGCGACGCGCACGGCAGUCUUCCCGCGCCGUUCCCGCGUCCGAUCAUGGACUGGACCGGGGAGCUGUACGGCGCGCGCGGGGGGGUGUUCGACGGCGUGAGAGGGUUCCGUCUGAGAGAGAACGACUACGUCGUGGGCGAGAAGAAAGUCGGCGGCAACGCGCAGAGCAUAAGCAGCGGACGUUGGCUCCACCACACGUCGUUUCUGUUCAACUUUCGAGACGAGAUGAUGCGAUACCUGAGGCACCCGGAGAAGACGCCCGAGUACCGCGGCGGGCGGAGUCACGCGGACUUUCUGACGCCCCUGAGCGGCUUGAUGCCGAGCCGCGCGACGAUGCUGGAUCGGAUAGAGCCCGCGCUGAGGAAC
Molecule: messenger RNA, 636 nt
Organism: Micromonas pusilla CCMP1545
Lineage: Eukaryota; Viridiplantae; Chlorophyta; Mamiellophyceae; Mamiellales; Mamiellaceae
Exons: 1
Biological process (GO): protein modification process
Source: RefSeq, a predicted model, not a curated record